AUGGCAGGUCCCUAUCAUGGUAUGAUUGGAGAAAUUUGGGUGAUGUUGAUUGAUGAUGACAAAGAGUUUGUCACUGAGAUGACCGAUCUGUUAAUGGCUCACAAUUAUAAAGUUACAACGGUUGACAAGACUUCAACAGCAAUGUCAAUGCUCUCUAAAGAAAAGCAAAAAAUUGAUGUGAUGAUCCUCAAUGUCCAUUUAUCAAAUUCAUCUUUUGUUGACCUCUUAGCUCAAGCUGAGGCUUUAAAUAUAAUUUCACUCGUUGUAUGUGAUGAAUCCAAUGAAGUCGUUGCAAAGAAGACUUUGAAUGGUGGAGCUUAUCUUUACCUUAAAAAGCCAUUUGACAAGGAAAUUGUGAGUUACUUGUGGCAAUUUGUACUGGGUGAAAAAGUACGAAAAGAGAAAGCGAGAGAAGGAUCUGGAAAACAUAAAGAUCAGAUGAAGGUUAAGAUGAUUAGUAAUAACAAUAUUGUUGGAGAAAAUAAAGAAUCUGAAGAGAAAAAUGUGUCUUAUAGUAAGGCACAAAACAAUAAUAUUCAUGAGGCUAGAAAGGAUGUUGCAUUAAGUGGAAAAUACAUGUUACAGAGGAAGAGAGGUACAAAAGGCAUGAAACAGAAUAGCGAAGGAGAAAGGCAAAACAAUGUUAUUGAUAAGGUUGUUAGGCAAAAGGACUACAGAGAAUGGACUGAGGAUCUUCAUGUCACAUUUAUGCAAGCUGUACGCCAACUUGGGGAAGGACGAUGUUACCCUAAGGAGAUCCUGCAAGUAAUGAGUUUGCCUGGUCUUACUAGAAUGCAAGUUGCGAGCCAUUUGCAGAAAUGUCGUCGCAAUAAUUGGAGAUCUCCAAAAGAGAGAAAAUAUAUUCGUCACCUAUCAAUCCAGCGACCCAUAGUCAUUUCUCAUGAAACAAGAAGUAGCUUUCGAAAAUUUGGGGUAAUGCCUUAUCCUCAAGUAAAUGUACCAAAUCAACAACGGAACCCAAAUCAAAUUCAAAGAGGCCCAGAGUUUCCAUUUGCUACUCAUAAUACCAACAAUAUUUUUACUCAAGGAGAGAGCUCAAUUCAACAACAACUCUACCGCCCACAAUUUCAGGUUCAACCCCAUAACCUCAGCAUUGACAAUUCAUAUAAUAAUUCAUUUUUGUCUCCUCAAACUAAUGUUAGUGGUGGGAUACAACAACAACAUGGACCAUUAUUUGAAAUGUUGGGUUUACAAAGAUUACAAGACUCAAUUACUGGGAACACUAAUUUUAGGCCUGAUAUGCUACUUAACAAUGGAGAUAAUCAUAGUGAAAAAAAUUACAGCUUUAAUCUCAAUGUGGCUCAGGGAGCAACAUAUUCAGGUAGCAGAAUAGUGUCAGAUACAUAUAUUGGAAAUGCAAUAAUUAAUAACUACAACUUGAAUGUCACUGCGGACAAUGUGACAACUUAUUCAAGUAGUGCAAUGAUGUCUGACACUUAUGUUGGAAAUGUUACUAUUAAUGGUCUGAGAGGAACAAAUGUGAAUGCAAGUUCUCAACAAUAUGUGGGUGAACCAAUCAUGUAUGGUCCAAGAAAUAGUGAUGUGGCAUCAUAUGAGAAUUAUGUUGAAGGGAGUAAUUCAAAUGAGAAGGAAAAUUGUGAUGCACAUUUAAAUUUCAAUAACAUGGAUAAUCUCUUCCAGAAUCUUGGACCUUCAAGUGCUAACCUACCUAAUGAACAAGGGAGUGAGUUUGAUCAAGUUUACUUUGAUGAUCAGAUUCUUGGACUUCUAAGUGCUAACCUACCUAAUGAACUAGGCAGUGAAUUUGAUCAAGUUUACUCUGAUAAUCAGAAUCUUGAACCUCCAAGUGCUAACCUACCUAAUGAACAAGACAGUGAGUUUGAUCAAGUUUACUCUGAUGAUCAGAAUCUUGGACCUUCAAGUGCUAACCUACCUAAUGAACAAGGCAGUGAGUUUGAUCAAGUUUACUCUGAUGAUUAG
This is a messenger RNA of Solanum tuberosum (potato), 1962 nucleotides long. RefSeq names its product putative two-component response regulator ARR13. The record is from RefSeq and is a predicted model, not a curated record. Gene Ontology annotation, cellular component: nucleus. Lineage: Eukaryota; Viridiplantae; Streptophyta; Magnoliopsida; Solanales; Solanaceae. Gene Ontology annotation, biological process: phosphorelay signal transduction system; regulation of DNA-templated transcription. Bases 1 to 1962 code for a protein of 653 amino acids. The transcript has 8 exons. Gene Ontology annotation, molecular function: DNA-binding transcription factor activity; DNA binding.